CUUAAAAUCAAUUAAACCUGAUUGUGAUGUUGCCACCAUAUUAUUAUUUACUUCGUACAUGUGACAUGUAUUAACAUAAACUUCAUGUAGUUGUUGAGACAUUUUAAUAUAUUGGAUGGUUUCCACCGUAUUAGUGUAAACUUCGUGUAGCUAGAAAACUUUUUUUGUUGAAAGAAAGAAGAGAUGUGACUCAUCGUGAGGAUAGGCCGCCACUUGUUUCCUCCUAUACCUGGAUCCCACUGUUCCAUGUGCACGGUAUCGCUUUUUUUAGUUCCUUCUGAAGUUACCAUUUUACCCUCAAAACCAAGAUAGCUUCGCUAUAUAACAAGACAACUUAUCUCUCCUUCAUCUUCCGACACGAUCUAAUAAUCUCUCUUCAGUUUUCGAAAAAGCCUUCUUAAAUCCUUCUAAAGAUUCCUUUAUCUAAGAAUAAAGAAGAAAUUUAACCAAAAGAGAUGUGUUAUCUGAACAAGGUUUGGAUUGCAGCAUCGUUCGUGGCUGCUCAAGGAAACCCCGAUCACGGCGUCAAGUUGAAAACCGGUCUCAGCUCCGCACACCACCUUCAACGCCGGCUUUCCUCCGAUAUCCGCCCUCUCUCCGCCACAGCUGACCCCGUAGAUGGUCCGCGUGUAGAAGAAAGACGGGUUACCUCUUCUUCCACUCCCGAUGAAUCUCUCCGUCAGAUCAUGUACCUCAACUGCUGGAGCCAAGGCUAAUUCUAGUUCCAUGCAAUCCAUCCACGGAUAUUGAUGGUGGCUCGCUCGUGGACCUGCUGGGUCGGAUAAAGCCAGAUGGAUCUUCUAAUGAUAAUUGUAUAUAUGUGAAUAUUAGAAAUGUUCAAAAAAUAUAAAAAGCAAGCGUUCGUUUAUGAGAAACAUCGUCUCUUUUCCAAAUUAUCAUCAACGUUUAAUGAAAUCUUUGAUUACCACUAA
Messenger RNA from Brassica napus (rape), 932 nucleotides. RefSeq lists its product as uncharacterized. The record is from RefSeq and is a predicted model, not a curated record. Lineage: Eukaryota; Viridiplantae; Streptophyta; Magnoliopsida; Brassicales; Brassicaceae. The transcript has a single exon. The coding region runs from base 456 to 716 and encodes 86 amino acids.